This is a messenger RNA of Scaptodrosophila lebanonensis, 488 nucleotides long. RefSeq names its product probable peptide chain release factor C12orf65, mitochondrial. The transcript has a single exon. Gene Ontology annotation, cellular component: mitochondrion. The record is from RefSeq and is a predicted model, not a curated record. Lineage: Eukaryota; Metazoa; Arthropoda; Insecta; Diptera; Drosophilidae. Gene Ontology annotation, molecular function: translation release factor activity. Gene Ontology annotation, biological process: translational termination. The coding region runs from base 3 to 455 and encodes 150 amino acids.
CAAUGCUCCGAGCAAUUACAAGUCAGUUCACCACCUUUUGCCGCCUAAGUAUGGUUCGUUGCAAAGCUACCGGCAACAUAGAUUACUCACGCUAUCCAACGCUGCAAGAAGCUGACAUUGAAGAGACAUUUAUGCGAGGCAGCGGACCAGGAGGCCAGGCUGUCAACAAGACGUCCAACUGUGUGUUUCUCCGACACAUACCAACCAACAUAACAGUCAAGUGCCACACACAUCGUUUAGCUUCGAAGAAUCGCGUAGAGGCUCGUAAAUUACUUUUAGAAAAACUUGACACUUUUUUGAAUAAGGAACACUCAAUUGCCGCCCAACUUCAAGCAAUUGAAAAAAAGAAAUCUACCGAACGUAAACGCCGACAACAAAAAUUGCAGGAUUUAAAAAGGAAUUGGCAAAACCGUGAAGAAACAAAUAGUGAUGUAAAUAGGCCUGAUGAAAAGUAAAAUAAAUUAUAGUAUAAUUUUUUUAAUUACAUA